Messenger RNA from Serinus canaria (Common canary), 3855 nucleotides. RefSeq names its product adrenoceptor beta 2 (gene ADRB2). Gene Ontology annotation, biological process: norepinephrine-epinephrine-mediated vasodilation involved in regulation of systemic arterial blood pressure; adenylate cyclase-activating adrenergic receptor signaling pathway; negative regulation of smooth muscle contraction. The coding region runs from base 1 to 1209 and encodes 402 amino acids. The transcript has 2 exons. Gene Ontology annotation, cellular component: membrane. Lineage: Eukaryota; Metazoa; Chordata; Aves; Passeriformes; Fringillidae. The record is from RefSeq and is a predicted model, not a curated record. Gene Ontology annotation, molecular function: beta2-adrenergic receptor activity; norepinephrine binding.
AUGGCCGCGGCGGGGACGGAGCUGCCCGGCGGCAACGCCAGCGCCAACCAGAGCGCCGCCGACCCCGCGGUGUCGCGGGACGUGUGGAUGGUGGGCAUGGGCAUCCUGAUGUCGCUGAUCGUGCUGGCCAUCGUCUUCGGCAACGUGCUGGUGAUCACGGCCAUUGCCCGCUUCCAGCGCCUGCAGACCGUUACCAACUACUUCAUCACCUCUCUGGCCUGUGCCGACCUGGUCAUGGGGCUGGCCGUGGUGCCCUUCGGCGCCUGCCACAUCAUCAUGGAGAUGUGGAAGUUUGGGAACUUUUGGUGCGAGUUCUGGACCUCUGUGGAUGUGCUGUGUGUCACGGCCAGCAUCGAGACCCUGUGCGUCAUCGCCGUGGACCGGUACUUCGCCAUCACCUCCCCGUUCAAGUACCAGAGCCUGCUGACCAAGGGCAAGGCGCGCGUGGUCAUUCUGGUGGUGUGGGUGGUGUCGGGCCUGACCUCCUUCCUGCCCAUCCAGAUGCACUGGUACCGGGCGGACCACGAGGACGCCAUCCGCUGCUACCAGGACGAGAUGUGCUGCGACUUCUUCACCAACCAAGCCUACGCCAUCGCCUCCUCCAUCAUCUCCUUCUACCUGCCCCUUGUGGUCAUGGUCUUCGUGUACGCCAGGGUCUUCCAGGUGGCCAAGAAGCAGCUGCGGAAGAUAGACAGGAGCGAGGGGAGGUUUCACACCCAGAACAAGGAGCAGGAGCAGAAAGGGGGAGCCGGGCACCGCCGCUCCUCCAAGUUCUUCUUGAAGGAGCACAAGGCCCUCAAAACUUUGGGCAUCAUCAUGGGCACCUUCACGCUGUGCUGGCUGCCCUUCUUCAUCGUCAACAUCGUGCACGUCAUCCAGGACAACAUCAUUCCCAAGUACCUGUAUAUCCUCUUGAACUGGCUGGGCUACGUCAACUCUGCCUUCAACCCCCUGAUCUACUGCCGGAGCCCCGACUUCAGGUACGCCUUCCAGGAGCUGCUGUGCCUGCGCAGGUCUGCCCUCAAGAUGUACGCCAAUGGCUACUCCAACAGCAACGGCAGGAGUGACUACAACGAGGAGGACAACGGCUACCCCCUGGCCCCGGAUAAAACCUGCGACCUGCUCUGCGAGGAGGGCUCCUUCCCUCGCCCCGAGGUCUUUUUGCACGGCAAAGAGAUCCCUGGAUGCCCAGGAAUGGUGGAGAGCUGAAUGAGCCAGCCUCUGUUCCUCACCACCCUGAGCUGUGAGGGCUCUGCAGAGAUGGAGUGGGAGCACAGCCUCGCUUCCCUGAGCCAGGGGAUGCUGUGGGAAGUGACUGCCUUGGCAAGGUCCUCAUCCCAACCCAUCACCCACCACGCAGCACCUCCAGGAGAAGCCAGGCAAGGACAACCAAGGGACCAGGAGAGGCUCUGAGAGCCUUGGAGGACACCAAGAAGCCGCAGGAGCUGAAGGAGGGGGUGUCCAAACCAUGACAGAUGUGCUGAGGGCUUUUCCCCUUGGGAAAGCCUUCCCAAAAGGGAGCACCAGGCCCAGCGUGGGCUCCAGCUGGUUUGGAAGAGGCACAGCCAGGUCUCAGGGCCAGGCUAGGAGCCCAGCAGGACGUGUCCUCUGCUGGGUGGGGAUCCAGGUACAACAGGAAUCUGCCCAAGACCAAGAGAGAGGAGCAUGGAAGAUUCCUUUGAUUUAUUCUGUGCUUGUUUCUCCUUCUGGGGUCUUCUCUGUCUACCUCUUCUCCUCUAGAGAGCACGGGGGGCCCUGACUGUCACCAAGGAGCAGGAGGAUUGGCACAGGGCAGGAAUGGGGCCUUUGUUCUCUCCUUGCUCCAAAAAACCUCCAACUGUCCUGCCUUGGAAAGGCUGGGACCUGGCAAUCCUUUUCCUUGCAGGAAGUCCCAUUUCAGCAGGACCAGCCACCCUUGGGAACCAAGAUUUCCCACCUGAGGCUCAGAACCUGCCAGAACAUCCAUCCCUCUCCUGCAGCUCUGGGAAGGAGCACACCGAGCUCCUGACUUUGGAUUGUGGAGAACUCACUAAGCAGAGGAAGAGAUGGAGGCACCUAUGGCCUCAGGCAGGAAACAGUAGGAAAAACUGGCUGGAAACCAUAAAAAACAUGCACCUUGGACUGGCAGGUGAUGGCCCAGCUGCAGCUCUGUGGUCACUGAGCUGGCCCAGCCCUGGGCAGGACAUGCUGGUACUGAACUGUGGGAGCCCCAUCUCAGACCUUCCCUCUCGGGCUUCCAGCUACAGACAUAACCUUUCCCCCCCAGUGCAAUCCUAUUUAUUUAUUUAUUAUCUUGCUGCUUGAUGUGAAGCUGCUAAAGGAGCCCCCUCCCCACAAACAGCCAGGCCUGUGGAGGGCCCUGAGCAGAGGGGCAGGACCCAGGGACACCUCCCACCUCCCACCCACCACACCUGGAGUCACCUCCUGCUGAAGGUGUCCUGCAGUGGGGGGGGGUUGGACUUGGUGGUCUUUGAGGUUCUUUCCAAGCAAACCCACCCUGUGGUUCUGUAAGAUCUGAAAAGGAGGUCCCAUCCCUGGAGGUGUCCAAGGAUGUGUGGGAUGUGUCCCUGCCCAUGGCAAGGGGUGGAACUGGGUGAGCUUUAAGGUCCUUCCACCCUAGGAUUGAAUGGACAGGGGUUGGGCACACGAGGGAAGAGGAAAAUCUGAGACCAGGACUGCUGUCCUGGGGUGAGGAUGCAAUGUGGAUCUUUGAAGGACUAAGAGCAAGCUGGGCAGAGCUUUGUUGGGAAGGACAGAGGCUGCAGGAGCUCAGCAGUGCCCCUCCAUCCUGACUUCCUUCGGCAGGACCAUGAGAGUUGCUCACCUGGGGGCUCUCAGGUGCCCUGCUGCUCUCCCACAGCUUUCAGGAUACCCUGAAAUCCCCAGGCACAGCUCCCAGCUGCCCCAGGAGCACCUGAUUUCUCCUUUCCCUCUGAAGAACCCUGCCAAGGCUUAGUCCAAACCUGCUGAAGGGAGAUACUUCCCAACAAAAACCUGCUCAUCAGAGGAUUCCUGGCUCCAGUCCCUUAUUCUGUCCUGGAAACAUGGCCCUUGGGGCUGUUUGCAGCUUAGGGACGUGCCUGGGGCUGUGGCAGAUCUCUCUCUCCCCAGUCCCUGAUGUGCCAGAGGAAGGGAUGAACUCCAAUCAACUGCCAGCCCAAAGGCAGGGACCUGCUUUGCAGAGCUGUCCAGAUCCAUCUGCCUGCCCCUUCAGGCCUGUUCCAUGAUCCCAUCCUCUGCUGGGUCUGUUUCUGAGCUCCCUGACCCCGGGGUUACUGUGCUGUCCCCUGGGAGGUGGCUCCGUGCUCCACAGCAGGAGCUGCUGGCAGUUUCCCACCUGUGUUUGCUCCUGCAAACUUCAUUCCAUUUUCCCUCCUGCUGCUCCUCAAGCACCUGCUGUUCAUGUUCUCCUGCCACCUCACCAGGGCCCCCCUUCCCCUUCCAAGGCCCUUCCUGGCUCCCUGAUUGCUGCUGUUCCCUGUCCUGAGCCUGGUCAUGAAUGAGGAGUCCAAACCCAGCCCUGGAGCAGCCCCUGGCAGUGCCCAGCCCCUGGCAGUGCCCAGCUGCUGCUCCCUCCCUCCUUUGGGGUGCAGGGAAGGGGCAAACAGAGCCAGAAUGGAUCAGUGUUGGCACUGAGCACUCGUAUCCCAAAAUAUCAGGAAGGAAUCCUUCCCUGUGAGGUUGGGGAGGCCCUGGAAUGGAUUUCCCAGAAAAGCUGUGGCUGCUCCAUCCCUGGAAGUUUCCAAGGACAGGUUGGACAGGGCUUGGAGCCACCUGGGAUAGUGGAAGGUGCCCCUGCCCAUGGCAGGGGUGGGAAUGAAAUGAUCUUUAAUGAAUUAAAUUAUCUUUAAUGAA